CAUUGGCUCACAGAAGCGCAUGCUGAUUGAGCAGCAGACAUUGAAGAACAAGAGGUGGGAGAAGACAACCGAAGGGCCUCGUCUUAUUUGUUUUAUUAAAAAAAGAUCUGUUUAGACAAAUACUUUCGAUGGCCGUUCAGUGUGUGUCCAAAGUUGAGCUAUCCAUCUCCUGCAAUAAUCUCCUGGAUAAAGAUGUUGGAUCCAAAUCUGAUCCCCUCUGUGUUCUGCUGCAGAGUAUUGGUGAUGACAAAUGGACAGAGGUAGACCGCACAGAGAGAGUGAAGAAUUGCCAGGAUCCUGAGUUCUCUACAAAACUUCACAUUGACUACUACUUCGAGAAGGUGCAGAAACUGAAGUUUGGCAUCUAUGACAUUGACAACAAGUCUGUCAAUCUCACCGACGAUGACUUUCUGGGAGGCUUUGAAACCACCCUUGGCCAGAUUGUGUCAAGCAAGAAGAUUACCAGACCCCUGCAGCUCAAGACAACCAAACCAGCUGGCAAAGGAACGAUAACGAUUUCAGCUGAAGAGGUGAAGGACAACCGGGCAAUUGUGUUAGAAGUGGAAGCCAAAGGCCUGGAUAAAAAGGACAUGUUUGGGAAGUCUGAUCCAUUCCUGGAGUUUUUCAAGCAAGGAGAAGAUGGGAAGUGGCAGCUUGUUCACCGGACAGAGGUCAUCAAGAAUAAUCUGAAUCCAUCUUGGAAAAAGUUCACCGUCUCCUUGCAUACAUUCUGCAAUGGUGACCUGAACAAACCAAUUAAGGUUCAUUGUUGUGAUUAUGAUAGUGAUGGAACUCAUGAUCUCAUUGGUGCGUUUGAAGCUAGUGUGUCAGAUCUGCAGAAAGCAGUUCAUGGUACUCCGGUUGAGUUUGACUGCAUUCAUCCAGAGAAGCAGAAGAAGAAAAAGAGUUAUAAGAACUCCGGAGUCAUCAGGAUUAAAGAUUGCAAGCUUGAGGCACAGUAUUCAUUUCUGGAUUACGUGAUGGGAGGUUGCCAAAUUAACUUCACGGUGGGCAUUGACUUCACUGGGUCUAAUGGAGACCCCCGCUCUACUGACUCUCUGCACUAUCUCAGUCCUAAUGGGGUGAAUCAGUAUCUGUCAGCAAUCUGGUCCGUUGGUCAGGUAGUGCAAGACUAUGACAAUGAUAAACUUUUCCCAGCCUUUGGAUUUGGUGCUCAAGUGCCUCCAAACUUCCAGGUAUCCCAUGAGUUUCCAUUGAAUUUCAAUCCCAAUAGCCCUUAUUGCCAAGGAGUGCAAGGCAUUGUAGAUGCGUACCGCGCGGUUCUGCCUCAAGUCCGUCUCUAUGGUCCCACCAAUUUCUCACCCAUUAUAAACCAUGUGGCCCGAAUUGCUGCCGGAGCCGCCCAGCAGCCAAAUGCAGCUCAAUACUUUGUGCUGUUGAUUAUAACUGAUGGGGAGAUCACUGAUCUGGACCAGACCAGGCAAGCCAUUGUGAACAGCUCCAAACUGCCCAUGUCCAUCAUCAUCGUGGGCGUGGGAGAGGCGGACUUUAAAGCCAUGGAGUUUCUGGAUGGAGACAAUGGAGUUCUCAAAUCCUUGACUGGAGAGCCGGUGGUCAGAGAUAUUGUGCAGUUUGUGCCCUUCAAACAGUUUGCCAAUGCCCCUAAAGAAGCUCUGGCUCAGAGCGUUCUUGCUGAGGUGCCAAAUCAACUGGUGUCAUACUUUAAAAUGAGUAAUCUGGCUCCUGUCAACCCCCCCUCACCCACUAAGUAAACAGGUUUGCACUGGAGACUGAAUCUGAAAUGAAUAUAAAAUGGCUACAGGAUUACUUACUCUAACUUUGGACCACCACUAGAGGAAACCACUGCUCUAUGUUCAAGGAGUCAUUAAGGGGAUGUUUCUGUUACGAAAACCACCAAAAUUAAACCUGUUUUAUUUUUUCUUAUUAUGCAAACUGUUUUUUCACCACAUUCGUAUUUCACAAUUGAAUUAUUCUUGUUGGGUAGUUUAUAUGAAUACUACUUUUUUUUUUUUUAAAGAUUUAGUUACAUAUAUUUUAUAUUUUUGGUUAUGGAUACAAUAAUUCUAGAUGCCUUAGAUGCCUUUAACUAUGGCAAGAUUUGAAAUCACUUUUAGCCUCUUAUAUGCAGAUAUAAUUAUGCUUUAUGGCACUUGUGCUGCUUUUUUUUAAGCAGAUAUUAGCAUUAGAUAUUAGAAUUUGAAAUGCUGGUAUAUGCAAAGCCUCGCACUUUCUGCUUCGUAUUAGUUAUCAGAGCAAAGUAAAUAACUAAACUAUUUUAUCCUCUAUGCUGCAAUAAUAGAUAUGAUUAGUAGCUAGAAACUUACCAAAGAAAUCAUUGCAUGUCUUUUGCUAGCUGAAAGAUUACUGAAAUUUAUAUUACCAUUAUGACGUCAUUGUUUUGAUUGGGAUAUAUUGAGUUAAGGACCAGUUAAUAAGACUAAGGUUUAAUUUGUUAAUAUUAGUUAACUACAUUAGUUAACAUGAACUAACAAUGAACAAAACUUUUACAGCAUUUAUUAUAAUUUGGCUAAUGUUAUUAUCAAAAUAUUCAAAUAAAUUUAAGUCAAAAGUUGUGUGUGUGUGUGUGUGUGUGUGUAAUAUAUAUAUAUAUAUAUAUAUA
This is a messenger RNA of Xyrauchen texanus (razorback sucker), 2602 nucleotides long. RefSeq names its product copine-3-like. Gene Ontology annotation, molecular function: calcium-dependent phospholipid binding. The record is from RefSeq and is a predicted model, not a curated record. NCBI's taxonomy places the organism in Eukaryota, Metazoa, Chordata, Actinopteri, Cypriniformes, Catostomidae. Gene Ontology annotation, cellular component: plasma membrane. The coding region runs from base 129 to 1733 and encodes 534 amino acids. The transcript is spliced from 16 exons. Gene Ontology annotation, biological process: regulation of canonical NF-kappaB signal transduction; cellular response to calcium ion; positive regulation of tumor necrosis factor-mediated signaling pathway.